AUAUAUAUAUAUAUAUAUAUAUAUAUAACUCCAACCCGCGAUAGAAGGUCGUUCACACAUGAGGUGCAAGGCAGCCCCGUCGGCCAUUUUGUGUCUCCUGAAGACAGCUGUCAAGAUGCCAGUCACCAGGGAGCAACAGAAGCGGAUGGAGAAAUUCAAAAACAGAGGCAAAAGCCUUCUAGAAAUGCGAAGGCAAAGAGUGGAAGUAGAAGUUGAACUUCGCAAGGCGAGGAAGGACCUGCAGAUCUUGAAGCGAAGGAACAUCAGUGUCAGCACAGAUGAUGACCUCACAUCAGAGAAGAAUCAGGCUGCUCAAAUUCCUUUGGAGGAAAUAGUCAAGGCGCUGAAAUCAGAUGAUCAACAUCUUCAUCUCAAGGCAACCAUGUCCAUUAGGAAACUACUCUCUCAACAUAAGAACCCUCCCAUUGACCAAGUCGUUGAAGCUGGGGUCAUUCCUAAACUCGUGGACUUUUUGUAUCAUCACGACGCUCCAAGCUUGCAACUAGAGGCUGCUUGGGCGCUCACUAACAUCGCUUCUGGGACAUCUGACCAGACCAGAGCAGUAGUGGAGGCCAAUGCCGUGCAAGGCUUGAUAGUCAUCUUGUCUUCUCCAAAGAUGCAUAUCUGUGAGCAGGCUGUGUGGGCCUUGGGGAACAUAGCAGGUGAUGGCCCCCUGUACAGAGAUGUGCUGAUCAACUUCAAUGCAAUCCCUCCCCUCCUGUCCUUGGUGACACCUUGCACUCCGGUUGGGUUCCUGCGCAACAUCACCUGGACGCUGUCCAACCUCUGCAGAGGCAAAAACCCGUAUCCUCCCCUGGCAGCUGUGCAGCAGAUGCUCCCCAUGCUCAUGAACCUUCUGCAGUAUGACGACGAGGCCAUCCUUGCAGACGCCAGCUGGGCUUUCUCUUACCUGACAGAUGGCUCGAAUGAUCGCAUCCAUGUGGUGGUGGAGGUUGGGGUGCUUCCGCGGCUGGUGCAGCUCCUGGCCUACGCAGACCUGCCAAUCCUGACUCCAGCUCUCCGCACUCUGGGCAACAUAGUCACCGGCACAGACGAGCAGACGCAGAUGGCCAUCGACGCCGGUGCGCUGUCUGUCUUGCCACACCUCCUGCACCACCCUAAGCCAUCCAUACAGAAGGAGGCAGCCUGGGCUUUGAGCAACAUUGCCGCAGGGCCCAGCAGCCAGAUACAGCAGCUCAUCACUUGCGGCCUCCUGCCUCCCCUGGUGGAGCUGCUGGAGAAGGGAGACAUCAGGGCCCAAAGGGAGGCUGUGUGGGCUGUUGCCAACUUCACCACUGGAGGGACGGUGCAGCAGGUGGAGGAAAUGGUCCAGGCGGGGGUCCUUAAACCUCUGCUGAACUUGCUGGCUCUCAAAGAUGCCAAAAUUAUCCUCGUCGUCUUGGACAGCAUCUCCAGUUUCUUCCUGGCUGCUGAGAAGCUGGGUGCAACACAGAGGCUGUGCCUUUUGGUGGAAGAGCUUGGGGGCCUGGAGAAGAUCGAAGCCCUCCAGACUCACGAGAACACCUUUGUCUACCAAGCUGCCCUGGGCCUUAUAGAGAAAUAUUUUCCCGACAAUAUUCCUGGGCAGUGUAUUUCUGUGAGGACUGCUGGAGAGUUAUUGGCAGGGUGAAAACUCGGUUUCAGAAACAGGAGAAGGAACAGCACCUUCACCUUUCUUGACUGAUAUGCAAGACUGCUUUAAAUUCUGACUGGGAGACCCAGCACACAACACACUUUCUUGACUCGGUGAAAGGCACCACAUUUAACUCGGCUAUUUAAAAGCACUAACCAGGGCAAGGGGUUAUAAAUAUUGCUUUUGUAAUGAUUGAAUAAUGUAAAAAAUCAUAAAUAUUGCUUUUGUAAUGAAUGGAUGAUGUAAAAAUUCAUAAAUAUUGCUUUUGUAAUGAAUGAAUAAUGUAAAAAUUCAUAAAUAUUGCUUUUGUAAUGAAUGAAUAAUGGAAAAAUAAAUCCUGCAUUUGUACAAAUCUGCAUCUCAAACCACCUCU
Messenger RNA from Zootoca vivipara (common lizard), 2006 nucleotides. NCBI's taxonomy places the organism in Eukaryota, Metazoa, Chordata, Lepidosauria, Squamata, Lacertidae. The record is from RefSeq and is a predicted model, not a curated record.